Molecule: messenger RNA, 525 nt
Organism: Neltuma alba
Lineage: Eukaryota; Viridiplantae; Streptophyta; Magnoliopsida; Fabales; Fabaceae
Exons: 1
Coding region: 1-525 (174 amino acids)
Molecular function (GO): catalytic activity
Source: RefSeq, a predicted model, not a curated record
AUGGCACAGAAUCGUUGCAAGAAACUAGGCUUCAAUAAUUGUGAGAUUGUCGACUCAGACGGAUUACAUGGUGGCAUUUGGAUUGCUUGGGAUGACGUGGGCUUCAACAUCUCUAUAGUUAAAAAAUCUAAUCAAUUUAUCCACGUGCUAGCAGAAAAAGGCAAUGAGAAGUUAUUUAUUACUUCAGUAUAUGCUAGCACAAAUGUAAAUUGUAGAAGACAACUUUGGGAAGAGAUCUCAGAUAUUCAACCAACUGAAGACUGGCCAUGGAUUGUUGGAGGAGAUUUUAACGCAACUCUUUACCAUCGAGAUCGUAGAUCGAACGCGAAUAAUCCCAUCUCAGUGGAUAGAGAUUUUGUCAGAUGGUUUGAAAAUUUGCAGCUUAAUGACUUAGAAUGUGUUGGCCCUUAUUUUACUUGGCACGGGGAAGGUGUGGAAAGUCGUAUUGAUCAAGUGGUGGCUAAUAAUAUGUUUAAGGAGAGAUACACUGAUGCCUCCAUCAAGCACUUACCUUGGUUUAAAUAA